UCCAGUAGGCGGCGGAACAGCACCACUGCUUGGUUUGCCAACCACCAUUAAACUCAAAAGAAGAAGAAAAACAAAAAGAAGCAGGUUGCUAACCGCCAAAACACGAAAAGAAGAAAAAUCAGUAACUAUAUUGCCUUUUCAUCACGAUGCCCCGCCGCGCGCGCAAGGAAGCUGGCCAGACCAACCUGGACAGUGAUGAAGAGUUCACCCUUUCCUCGGAAGAAGAAGAAGGAGAAUACGACGAUGAACGCUUGCAUUUUGAGGAACGAUUUGAUCCAGCCGAGGAUACAAUUUCGGACGAGAAAGUGGUGCCUUCACGUGCACCUCACACAAGGACGGCACACAAACCUACGUUAGUUUUCAACGCGGUCGAGAAUCUUAACGAAUGCGAUGAUGACAAAACACCUUCCAAAAGAAAGAAAUACCUUUCAAAGAAGCUCAAGAUUAUUUCAUGGAAAGCAGAGACUGAUGUUGACCGGGUUCCACAGACUCUGAGAUUCCUGCCUACACGGGAACCUGGACCACAGUUGUCUACUGCUGACUCGCACUCUCCCAUGAAUCUUUUCAAAUUGUUUUUCACAGAGAGUGCUGUGGCAAAUCUGUGCCACAGCACAAAUGCUCAGGCUGCCAAGUCAAUUGCAAAAGGCCGCAAGUACAAAUGGACAGAUGUCAGUGUUGAUGAGCUUUACAGCUACAUCGGACUCAUUUUCUACAUGGCCGCGGUGAAGAUGAGCUCCAUCGCUGACUACUGGCGUCAGGACACUAUUUUCUCUGUGCCGUUUCCUGCCACGGUUAUGUCAAGGGACAGAUAUCGCACCAUUUCAUGGAAUGUACACAUGAGUCACCCAGACGCAGACAAGGAAAACGACAAAAAGAGAGGCACAGCUGAAUAUGACCAUCUUUUCAGGGUCAAACCCCUCAUGAACACUAUCUGUCUUGCGUGCAAAGCCUUCUAUCAUCCUAGAAAAAAUUUAGUUGUAAAUGAAAGAUUGGUGGCAUGCAGAGCAAAUACAGAAAAGACACAGCACUCAAAAACCAAGAUGACAAAGUUGGGCUUUAAGUUUUUUGUCCUUUCAGACUCAUCAAAUGGGUAUACUGUAGACUUUUCCAUCUACACGGGCAAAAAUAGUUUUCCUGCAGACUGUGGGCUUUCAUAUGAUGCUGUGAUGUCUCUCCUGGACCGUAAAGUUUUAGGCUCUGGGUACAAUUUGUACAUGGAUGAUUUCUACACAAGUCCAAAGCUCUUUACAGACUUGUUCGCUAAGAAGUUUGGUGCUUGUGGGAUUUACCGAGACCACAGGAAGGACUUCCCGAAGACUGCAGCUAAUUCACUGACCAAAGACUCCACCAUGGGGUCCAUCAGGUGGAUUCGGAAUGGUCCCCUUCUGUGUGUGAAGUGGAUGGACACGCAAGAGGUGUCUGUUUGUUCCACCAUCCAUGCUGCCUAUACAGGAGACCGAGUGAAAAGGAAAGCCAAAUUACAGGAUAGAUGGAAGACAAAGAUUUUAACAUGUCCUGCACCUGUGUCUGCAUAUAACCACCACGUGGGGGGUGUUGACCUGUCUGAUCAGCUGUUGCAAUUCUACACCAUACAGCACAAAGCCAUGAAGUGGUACAGAAAAGUCUUUCUACACUUCUUAGACAUUGCUGCCACUAAUGCUUUCAUAUUGCACAAAGAGCUGCUUGGCAGCAUGACUCGCAAAGAGUUCAUGGAAGAGCUUAUUGCAGAGCUCUGUGGCGUGUCGCAGAAAGCAGAACCAAAACAGACCAGCACAGACCAUGUGCCGGUUGCAGGGGCUGAGCUGAUUUCAGAUGUCAGAAAAAUCGCUACUGUUGGUCGCCGAAUUGUGUACAUUGCAAGACAGUGCAUGCUAAGAAGCAACAAACACCUUGGAAAUGCCAGGCUUGUAAUGUUCACUUGUGUCUUCAGUUGAACAGAAACUGUUUCCAGGAAUGGCACAAAGGCGUGUUCAAAUCUGGGAGCUCAUAAAUGGAUUGAACGUGCCGGUUUUUCCUCCUCUUUCCAUUAUAAAGCAGCUAAAAUAAAAGAUGUUAGAAGAGUCAUUUCCAUAUUGGCAGACCCAUUAGGAUGCUGGUCAUUAUCUUUAAUAAUAAAUGUGGAACAUAGAGACAUAUCUCCUUGUCACCUUGACCAUCAGGACAAGACCAUCGGAACCAAAUGAUCAAAUUUGGCUGAACUCUCCAAUUUGCCUGUUUAAAGUCGUGCAGUAAUGUCUGCAGUGCGACACAAAGAUGCCCCUGUGUUGCAGAUGAGGUUAGAGAGUCUUAAAAGGCUUCUGCAGCCAUUAAUUUGUGCCGAAGAAGGAUGACAGGCUCUGCCCCAUUCUAGAUCCGAGAUGGCUGAACCAUGUUCUGGCAAAUUGCCCGUUCCGGAUGAUCGCUCAGAAACGGAUCAUACGUCUGAAUUAAAGACUGGUUUAUUUCAGCGGACUUGAAAGAUUCACAUUUUCAAUCCCAAAAAGACGUUCUCACAAUGUUUUGGGGUUCACUUUCAAAGGAAUUUCAUACUAAUUUACUGUCCUUUUGGGCUGUCCUUAGCCCUAUGUACAUUUAUAAAAUAUGUAGAUGUGGUGCCCUCCUGAGGAUUGGUGGAUUCUGGCUUUAUUUUGGCACAAACCCUUCCCCCCUCAUUUGAGAGGACUCUUGGUCUGUUGGAAGGGUCACUGAGAUUUUUGCAUGUGUCCACUUAUUAGGGAGGUGUAGAAAUGAAACACGAGUCCAGUACAAAGAGAGUCAAGAUUCUAGAUCUUGUGUUACAGUCAAAUCAGUUCAGUCUGAUCUUUCACAAAAUUAAAUGGCACAAACAGGAAACGCCUGCCACAAGAAGAAAGCAGUUGAGUGCACCAAACACAAUAUCGGGGGAAUUCCCUUGAGAGGGCAAUGCAUCAACCUGUUUAACUGGGUGAUAGUUCACUGGGGGAGAAAAUGAAGCAUCAUCUGGAAUAAGAGAACUCAAACUCUCCUCAUCGUAGUGGUCGUUUGUAGUGUUUAGAAGUCUUAUUCAUUCAUAAAUCUUAUUCAUAAAUCUUAUUCAUUCUUUUGUAAAUUUUAAAUUGGUGACCGUUUUAACUUCUUAACUUUUUAAUUAUAUGUGUGAACUAUUAUCCUGAAUUGAGUAUAUAAGUGUUGUGAAUUUAUGCAAUAAUUUAGACAAACCAUCUUGACUGUUUGUCGAUGCCUGCACAUGUGAAUGUUUCACUGUGUUUAUUCCUAAAUUUCAUGUAGUGUGAAAUCAUCUAUAGUUGACUGUAACAUUUCAUGUAUUCUGAACUUGACAAUAAAAGGCAUCAAUGGA
This is a messenger RNA of Onychostoma macrolepis, 3316 nucleotides long. Its product is annotated as piggyBac transposable element-derived protein 4-like. The coding region runs from base 147 to 1934 and encodes 595 amino acids. The transcript is spliced from 3 exons. NCBI's taxonomy places the organism in Eukaryota, Metazoa, Chordata, Actinopteri, Cypriniformes, Cyprinidae. The record is from RefSeq and is a predicted model, not a curated record.